Aspergillus alliaceus is the source of this 2070-nucleotide messenger RNA. Its product is annotated as FHA domain protein. Gene Ontology annotation, cellular component: cytoplasm. Lineage: Eukaryota; Fungi; Ascomycota; Eurotiomycetes; Eurotiales; Aspergillaceae. The transcript is spliced from 5 exons. Bases 1 to 2070 code for a protein of 689 amino acids. Gene Ontology annotation, molecular function: protein binding. The record is from RefSeq and is a predicted model, not a curated record.
AUGUCUGACGCAAAGGCUAUCGUCACCCUUUUCCCGCUCAACGGAUCGGAUAUCCUGCCAUAUCGUUCCCUAAUCUUCACGUCCAACUCUGAUCGUGUUGAAAUUGGCCGUGCAUCUAAACGCGAGAAAAAGAACCUCAUUCCUACGGGUAAUAAUGGACUGUUUGACUCUCGCGUGAUGUCACGGAAUCAUGCACGAUUGCGUGUGUGUCUGGAUAAGAAGAUAUUGUACCUCAGUGAUGGCAACUCUAUGCACGGUACCUGGGUGAAUGGCGAAAGGGUGCCUGUUGGCAAGGAUAUUAUAGUUGAAAGCGGCGAUGAAGUAGUUUUUGGAACAGAGGUUGUCCGUGGUCAUGAGACCUUUCCUCCACUGAAAGUUCGCUGUGAGCAGCGGUGGCUAGAAUCUGGUCCCGAGUUUGCCUUAAAUAAUAGCGAUGGCCACUUCGAAAAACAGACAACUAAUACAUUCUGUGUUCCCGACGAUGACGAUGAUUAUGAUGAUGAGAUGAUGUACGACCCAGUAAUAACGGCUGCUGAGAGUAUCUCUGAGUCAGAGGGCUCAGAUCCUGGCUCAGAAUCAGAUGACAACUCGGUUAUGGAAAUCUCAUCCCCUAUCACUUCUCCACCUAAGGGUGUCGACUUCAUCGGAUCACAGCAAAGCCCGAUUGAUGUGGAUGACAAGCAAGCCGAACAACCUCUUGCAACUCCAAGAAUGACACCCCCCCCAGGUGUUAAUGCCCUAGAGGAGGCAAGCAAUAAGUUCGAAGACGAAAGUUACCACGUAAUUCAUUCAGAUAAUGCGUUAACCCUAGACUCUGAGGAACAGUCGGUUGCCGAGUCUAGUGACUGGGAGGGCGAGGACGGCGGCCAUGCUGAUUCCGCAGACGGCUCCAUGCCCAAUUUACAUUCUGAAUCCGACUCUGAUGGCGAUGAGUCUGAUUCAGAUAGAAUUUCUGUGAGAUUGAGCGCUACUCCAUAUCUGACCGCUCACCAGGCUCUCCAAGCAAACACAACUUGUGGCGUCUAUGAUGUGUCGGAUAGGGAAUCUUAUUUGACAGGCAAAAGAGAAGCAUACUCACCAGAUGUCACCAGGCACUCCGACGCUCAUCCCGAAGUUGGAAUCUCCCCUUUUAACGCUCCCUCUUCGAACGUUGAUGAGCAGAAUGCUUCCAGGCCGGUCGCCGCUAAAAACGAGGCGGACCCCAGUCUCCCUAUACAGCCAACCGGAAAAUUAUUUGAUCAUUCACUGACUGGCUUCAACAAUGAAAUGAUCAAUAAUGCAAUGGCACAGGCGUCAGAGAAAUGGAAAUCGCUCACUGCACAGAGCCCGGUAUACCUUUUCCCAGAACACCGCAGCCCACGUAUUCCUUACAAAGAUGGCCCCUUUGUCAACUCGCCACCCUGCUCCAUCAAUGGUAUAAAUGGUAUUGGCCGGGCCGACGGUGCUGUCCCUACCGCUACUGCUACCGGAAACAGAGUCACAGAGACCCGUGCUACUGGUGUUGAGAGUUCCCAAAUGGAAGCGGGCGAUGUCCCCAGCUAUGACCAGACAGGGUUGUCAUUCGCCUCGCUCUUGGACAUCCAACGUCGACAAGAAUCCAGCAUCCAGGCAUCCACGUUUGAUGCUGUUGACCCAUCGGCAUUAGAAAUCACCGCUACCCAAGGACAGCGGUUAAAGAGGAAAGCAGAGGAUGCGGGUCUCGAUUCACAGAUGGAUGAUGCCGUUGCCAUGCAGGAUGUCUGCCCCUGUGCUGAAGUUAGUUACUCGGUCGAUGAAGAGCCUGCCUCUGAGGUGGAAUUGAGCCUCCCUGAUGCCCAGCCACAAACCACUGUACCUGACCUUGGAAAUAUGCCAUCACAGCUCACUGAGUUAUGUGCCACGCACGAAUCUGAAAAGGCCGAUAGCAGCACCCCUCCUGUCCCGGAAAGUGGAAGACCAUCGAAACGGUUGAAGGCUUCCGGAAUAGCGAAUUUCCGAAGCCAUGCUGCUACUGCUGUUGUGGGCGCGGUGGUAGGUGCAAUUGGCACUAUUGCUGUCCUCGCCUCGCUUCCUGCCGAUUACUUUUCCUAA